Penicillium malachiteum is the source of this 1083-nucleotide messenger RNA. RefSeq lists its product as uncharacterized. The record is from RefSeq and is a predicted model, not a curated record. Gene Ontology annotation, biological process: L-valine catabolic process. The transcript has 3 exons. Gene Ontology annotation, molecular function: 3-hydroxyisobutyrate dehydrogenase activity; NADP binding; NAD binding. Bases 1 to 1083 code for a protein of 360 amino acids. Lineage: Eukaryota; Fungi; Ascomycota; Eurotiomycetes; Eurotiales; Aspergillaceae. Gene Ontology annotation, cellular component: mitochondrion.
AUGAGUCUUCGACUUGCUUCAUCUUUCUCCCGAGCUAGGCUUCACUGCCCCGCAGAGACCCGCUGGUUCUCCAUCACUGGGCGGAGCUUAUCUCGAUGUUUCUCAACCACACAACCUCGAGAUGCAACAUGGGGGUUCAUUGGAUUGGGACAGAUGGGAUACAAUAUGGCCAAGAACUUGCGUGCCAAGAUCCCUGCAACUGAUACAUUGAUUGUACGCGAUAUUAAUGAGGAAGCUUCAAAACGAUUUGUCGCAGAAGCCCAAGAGGCUGCCAGUACGAGUGGCGCAGCAGCAAAUGAGAAUCAAGUCCAUAUUGCAGAGAAUGCCCGGGAGCUUGCUGAGAAGUCGUCCGUGAUCAUUACUAGUCUUCCGGAGCCCCAACAUGUUCUGGACGUGUACCAUUCCAUUCUCAAAGGUGGUGAGCUCCCGGCAGUGGAGCAAGAGCGGCUGUUCAUCGAUACAUCUACGAUUGAUCCUGUCACGUCCAAGGAUCUCGCGAAUGCAAUCCAUAGCACCCAGACUGGCCGGUUUGUGGACGCUCCCGUUUCGGGUGGUGUGGUCGGUGCGAAAGCAGGUACCCUAUCAUUUAUGUUCGGAGCAUCCUCCCAAUCAGAAGAGUUCCUGGAACGAGUGCAGAACGUUCUGUCUUUGAUGGGUAAGAGGAUGUGGCAUCUCGGUGAACCCGGCUCUGGAGUAUCAGGGAAGCUCGCCAACAACUAUAUCCUGGCGAUCAACAACAUUGCCACCGCGGAGGCCAUGAACCUCGGAGUAAGAUGGGGAUUAGAUCCCAAAUCAUUGGCAGACAUGAUCAAUGCCUCCACAGGCCGAUGCUGGCCAUCGGAAGUGAACAACCCUGUUCCUGGUGUUGUUGAGACAGCGCCUGCGUCGCGCGGCUAUCAAGGUGGAUUCGGGGUAAGUCUAAUGCACAAGGACCUGCGGUUAGCUCUCACAGCCGCAGAGAAAUCAGAUACUCCUCUGGAGUUGGGCGACAAAGCCCGUGAGGUAUACCGUGCUGUGGAGGAAGCUCACCGUGGUAAAGACUUCUCGGUUGUUUAUCAAUGGUUGCAAGACAAGUCGAAAUAG